AGAGAGCUGGGAAGUUUACAUCAGCUGAAGAGCCUGCCUGCCUGGUGUCGCAGAGGGAACUCGGAAGAGAAAAAUAGAAAUACGGCACAAGAUGGCCCCUGAGGAGGAGCAGCCAGAAGUUGAUUUAGCCACAAAUUAUCCAGAAGUGGUUAUACAAGUAGGAAAAAUAACGUUUGGUGAGAGCCAGAGAAAAAAGAUUUCCAAAAAUAUAAGACAGAAGCAAAAACUUAAGCUUGCCCGUGCAGUGUGUGCUUUGUUAAACUCAGGAGGAGGAGUGGUCAAAGCCGAGAUUGAAAAUGAGGGCUACACCUUACAAGGAAAUAGUGUUGGACUGGAUAUAGAAACUGCUUUUCGGGAUUGCAUUCAGAGCCCAGAUUUGACACAAUAUUUUAACUAUAUGCAGCAAAACAAUUCCUUUUUGAUUUUUGUUAAAUCAUGGAGCAGUAAAAAUUCAUUUGAUGUCUCAGCCCUAAUAAAACCACGUAUUUGCAGCCUGAGCUCUGGUUUGUAUCUGAGAUCUGGCACUUCUGUUGUCAGUAUGAAACCUGGUGAUGCUUUGGAAUUUCUCAAGAAGAAACAAGCCCAUACCACAAGAGAAUUGAAAGAGGAGAGUGGGCCCAGUGCUAAAAAACCCCAGCUGCAUGAUGUGCAGGGAGCAAAGGCAGCUGGCGUGCAGGAGGAGAGAGAUAUAAGCAAUGCGGCCGCACAGUUUUUUGAAAGAGACCGACUGGAGCAUGGAGAGACCCUGAACUUCACAGAAUCGACAGAUGUAGAAUUUAAAGACUUUGCAACUAAGAACAUCUUGCAUUACCUCAAAGACAUAUUGCCAGAUUAUCUCUCUGCAUUUGCAAACACACAAGGAGGGUAUUUAAUAAUUGGAGUGAACGAUAACAGCAUAGUUGUAGGAUGUAGCAAUAAAGAUGUAAAUUCUGACGAUUUAAUAGAAACAAUAGAUGACGCCAGAAAGAAACUGACCCUCUGUCCCGGUCAUAUUGCCAGAGAAAGGGAACAUAAUUUAAAUUACAAACACAAAAUCAUAAAUGUAUACAGUAGAUGUGGAGACCAUUACGGAUAUGUCUGUGCUGUGAGGAUUGAAUCUUUUCAUGGUGCUGUGUUUUCGGAAGCCCCGGAUUCCUGGGUUGUGAAGGGCAACCACAUGGAGAGGCUGUCAGCUGAGGAGUGGUACACCCAGAUGACUGCUGCUGAUCCAGAACUUUCCAAUUUUGCUGAUGCUUUUAAGAAGGAGCUGAGUCUGUCUGAUGGACCUCCCCUCGUCAAACCAGUUUAUUCACACCAGGGGGCUGACAGUCUGGAUGAUAUGCAAAAAUAUCUCUUUCCAGUGGAACCUAACAGGAUAAAAUACACUCCAGAAAACCUCAGCAAUGAGAUUGCCUCCAAGCACCCAGGACUGAUAAAUUCAAUGAAGGAACACACGCAGCUACUUUCUCAUGGGCUAUUGAUAUUUUCCAGAAGCUGGGCUGUUCAGGUUGACUUGCAGGAAAACCCAUAUGUGGUGUGUGAUGCUCUCUUAAUAGCUGUGGACAGUCCUCCAAUACUCUACACAGUCUUUGAGAAUCCCAACUCUGCAGGCAUUUUUGAAUAUUCAAGAUGCACUGCACGCAGGUUAAAGGAAAAACUGGUAAACGUAGGGGGCUACACUGAAAAAGUGUGUGUGAGGCCAAAGCUACUGUGUCUGCAUGGUGACAGUCAUAAAGACCAAGAUGGGAACAUGAACGUGCAGUGUAGGUACCCGACUGAUUACAGUCGCAUCAACAGUGAUAACCUGCAACUUUUACUGCGCUCGCUCACAAUAUUUUUGCUGAGUUUCCCCUCCUUUUUAAGUGACCAGCUUGGCUGUGAGUUUUUCAACCUCCUGACCAUCCGACAGUACGAAUUGCUUUCAAAAAACCUUCAUGUGGCCAAAAAGCUAUUUGUCUAUGGCCUGCCAGGAACAGGGAAAACCAUAGUGGCUCUGAAGAUCAUUGAAAAGAUAAGGAAUGUGUUUAAUUGCAAGCCAGAAGAGAUUCUCUACAUCUGUGAGAACCAGCCUCUGAAAAAUUUUGUGAGUCAGAAAAAUAUUUGCCAGUCUGUGACAAGAGUAACCUUCUUAAAGAUGAACUUUGAAGAAGUGAGACACAUAGUAGUUGAUGAAGCUCAGAAUUUCCGGGCAAAUGAUGGCGCUUGGUUCACAAAGGCUAAACGUAUCACCCAAAGACAUAGUGAGCCUGGUGUAUUCUGGAUCUUCUUGGAUUAUUUACAGAUAAGUCACCCUUUUGCGACUGGUCUUCCACCUGCACGUCAGCAUGAUCCUGUGGAUUCACUAACCAAAGUGGUCCGAAAUGCCAAGGACAUAUACAACAUCAUAAAAAGUCAAAUGGAAGUUAUUGUAAGGGAUAAAACAUUAAGCCAUGUUCCUUAUCAGCGUUUAGAAAAGUUGUUAGACAAAGCCUCAUGUGAUCACCAUCUGCCAGGUUAUACCAUACGAAAAGACUUAAAUAAGAAUGAAAUGGCAAAUUAUGUGGCUAGACAAUGUCUUAGGUAUUUGGAAAAGGGCUACUCAGAGAAAGAGAUUGCUAUUCUGUGCAGCACAGAGAAAGAUAAACCAGACUAUGAGCCCAUAUUAACAAGAGAAAUGAGGAAAUUCAGGCUGAAUAUAGUUUUCCAAACAGCAGAUGAAAUACAAGGAAAGCAUAUUAUUCUUGACAGCAUCCGUCGCUUUUCUGGCCUAGAAAGGAGCAUUGUGUUUGGUGUCAAUCCAGUCCCUUCACAGGAAGAGAUUUCUGCCAACCUUUUACUCUGUGUGGCAUCCAGAGCUAACUUACACCUACAUUUGCUGUUUGAAAAGAUCCCACCAUCUUCCCGAGCAACCCAUUCCAGUGCUUCACCUAGGCCAGUGGUCUCCAACCUUUUUACACCCAAGAUCACUUUUUAAAUGUCAGGACAAGCCAAGAUCUACCCUUAUCGCUUCCCCAAGAUCCUACCCGUUUCAUGAGACCUCGCCCUCUGUUCCCCUUCUCUCCAUCACUUGCUGUCCCUGGCCCUUAUAUGUUCUCAAGGUACAGUUACAUUGCUGCUUUUUUUAAUCCUUCUGUUGGAAGAAAUUUUUCCAACAUUUGGCCCAUCUAGACAGGGCCCAAUGUUAGAAACCCCCUUCCUUUGGAAGCCCCCUCAUUCCUCAUGGAAUAAGGAAUAGAGAGGCUGCCAAAAGAGCAUGUUUGUCAGAAAAACACCUGCAGUCUAGCCGUACCCUCACUG
Messenger RNA from Pelodiscus sinensis (Chinese soft-shelled turtle), 3255 nucleotides. Lineage: Eukaryota; Metazoa; Chordata; Testudines; Trionychidae. The record is from RefSeq and is a predicted model, not a curated record.